AUGUCCGUAUCGACACCUUCGAAACUUGGAGGAGCAAUCCUUCGUUCCAAUAAUGGGACGAUUAGAACAGUGCUAUUAUGUCUUCUAGUAUCAUCCGCCGUUCAGCUACUCGUUCCUAUAGUUGCUGAACAUGCUGUAUGGAUCCUUUCUCUUACAAGCUAUUACGCGAAAUGUCUCCUAAGACUACAAUGCGAGACUCGGAAUGACUCGAGCCUGCUAUCUCUUUCUGCGACACAUGGCCCUACUCACUUCCCUGAGAUAUUUCCUGUGGAAACAUGGGUGGGGAGCCCACCGGCUUCUCUUGUCUCUCGGUCAACUAACAAUCAACUCUCUGACCAUACUCGUGAACAGGAAGCCCUAGCAGCUCUUGCUGCGGCUAAGGACAGUAGACGUCAUGGAAAUGUUCGAAAGGCUAAGGCCAUCAUCGAACAUGCACUAGCUCUUGCACCUAACCAUCCUGACGUUCUAACGGAAUACGGCCUGUUCCAUGAGGUGCUCGAAAAUGAUGUUCUUGAAGCUGACCUCUGUUAUGCGAAAGCUCUCGCCUUUGAUCCUAAUCACUCGGAAGCACUUGUGUAG
Strongylus vulgaris is the source of this 579-nucleotide messenger RNA. NCBI's taxonomy places the organism in Eukaryota, Metazoa, Nematoda, Chromadorea, Rhabditida, Strongylidae. The record is from the annotation of a GenBank genome assembly.